UUCUGCUCAAUAGCAAACAACCGAUCGACCACGACGCAGUUGCUGUAAGGUACUCAAAAUGAAGGGUUCGACGCUGGACAAAAUCUCUGCCUUCCUGGGCGAACUCAUCGGCACCGGCAUCCUGGUCUUCCUUGGCUGCAUGGGCUGUGUGAAGACGGACUUGUUUGCCAACAAUCAUCUCCAGAUUGUCCUUAACUUUGGUUUUGCUGUCCUGGUUGCCAUCCAGUGCUUUGGCUGUGUUUCGGGUGCCCAUCUGAAUCCUGCCGUGACAGUGGCUGCCUAUAUCUACGACAUGGUCACGCUCCGGAUGGCCUUUGCCUACGUUGUGGCCCAGUUGCUGGGCGCCUUCAUUGGCUAUGGUUUGCUGAAGGUUCUGCUGCCGGUGGAGACCAUUAACACGGGUGCUGGUCUGUGCGUGACCCUGCCCCAUGCCACUGUCACGGAUGCCCAGGGCUUUGGCAUUGAGUUUGUGAUCACCUCCAUUCUGGUCAUUGUCUGCUGCGGCGUCUGGGAUCCCCGGAACGCCAAGUUCCAUGAUUCGGUGGCCAUUCGCUUUGGUCUGGCCAUUGCCUGUCUGGCCUGUGCUGCGGGUCCCUUCACUGGCGCCAGCAUGAACCCGGCCAGGUCCUUUGCCCCCGCCCUGUGGAACAACCAUUUCGAAAAGAACUGGAUCUACUGGCUGGCUCCCUUGAGCUCUGCCGCCCUCACAGCCUACGCCUACAAGAUCGUCUUCCGCCGCGAGGUGGUCGAGGCGGAGAUCUCCGCCAAUGAGAAGCUGCGCCACCUGGAGGAUGUCCAGCUGUCGUAGAUGCCAAAGACACAUUGCUGUAGGAGGAAAGAGAGCCUUAACUAAUUUACAUCUAAUCUAAGACGCCGAAUUUUAUAUUAAUGCAUUCAUUGUACGCUAUUAUAAUGGGAGUUUUGCCAAGGGUUUAUAUGUUUCAAAAGAGCGUAAAGCAACUACAUAUAAAUUUCAUGGUAUUUACCCCGAUUGCCUUCAAUUGUAAUAAAGAACAUCGAGAUUUCUAAAAUAU
Messenger RNA from Drosophila serrata, 1034 nucleotides. RefSeq names its product Entomoglyceroporin 4 (gene Eglp4). Lineage: Eukaryota; Metazoa; Arthropoda; Insecta; Diptera; Drosophilidae. The record is from RefSeq and is a predicted model, not a curated record. Gene Ontology annotation, cellular component: plasma membrane. Gene Ontology annotation, molecular function: channel activity. Gene Ontology annotation, biological process: transmembrane transport.